Acanthocheilonema viteae is the source of this 545-nucleotide messenger RNA. The record is from the annotation of a GenBank genome assembly. NCBI's taxonomy places the organism in Eukaryota, Metazoa, Nematoda, Chromadorea, Rhabditida, Onchocercidae.
AUGAUUGUGGACGAACAAGCAAUAGAGCGGUUGUUGAAGUUCCAAGAUGUUAUUGUGCAAGCACCAACUGGUUCCGGAAAAACCCUGGCAUAUGUUUUACCACUGUUUACCCUUUUAUGGAAGAAAAAAAAGGUUUGGCCGGAGAAUGAAAUAGGUGCAGUUAUUAUUGUUCCAAGUCGAGAAUUAGCAAAACAAGUUGGUGCAAUCUGCAAAUUAUUUGCGGAUGCGCUUUCUCUCAGCAUGCGUGUGAUGAUUGGUGGAAAAAAAGGGAAGUGCAACUUAAAAGCAGUCCAGUCUUUAAACGCUGCAGUGAUAAUAGCUACUCCUGGAAGAUUACAAUCAUUAAUAUCAUGUAAUUCAGAUUUCAAAAGAGCUCUAAAAGCUCUUGAAAUAUUGAUUAUUGAUGAAGCAGAUCGAUACACAGAUUUAAGUUUCAAAGCCAGCAUGACUGAAAUCCUGGAAUCGUUGCCGAAACAGAGACGGACUGGUUUAUUCUCUGCAACACAAGCCAAAGAAAUGAAAGAAAUCGUGAAGUUUGGAUUAAG